Darwinula stevensoni is the source of this 1402-nucleotide messenger RNA. The record is from the annotation of a GenBank genome assembly. Lineage: Eukaryota; Metazoa; Arthropoda; Ostracoda; Podocopida; Darwinulidae.
AUUUUUUCCUUCUCUUUUCUCUGGACAGGGAGGACUCGAAUCGGAUCGGAUGAUGCUGUUCUCCCUCAUGACGGCUGUCGUCUCCUUUCUCCUCUGCAUCGCGAUUUCGCUCGCCCUUCCAGGUGCGACGACGUCGCCGACGACCUCGAGGCGACAGCGGCACAGCGGUAACACUGCGCCUCAUUUUGACAACUCCACCGCCGACGUGGUCAUCGCACCGGUCGGAUCUACUGCUACUCUCCACUGCAAAGUCAAGAACGUCGGGCAACAGCAGCACCUGUCGUGGGUUCGAACGCGAGACUACCACAUAAUAGCGACGGGGAAAUAUGUGUACACGAACGACGAGCGGUUCUCGGUGCUCCGACAAGGCCGAUCGGAGGACUGGGCCCUUCAGAUCAGAUUCGUCUCUCUGGCUGACAACGGCACCUACAAAUGUCAGGUGUCGACGUCGCGAGGAGCAGUGGCGAAGGAGGUGGAGUUGAAGGUGGUGGAAUCCGAGGCUGAGAUCCAGGGUCCUCGCACAUACCACGUCGACAAGGGCUCUACCAUCUCGCUUCUCUGCCUCAUCAAACAGAUGCCGGAGAAGCCAGAGUACGUAUUCUGGUAUCACAAUGAGGACAUGAUCAGCUUCGAGAGGGAACGACAGGGGUUCCGUGUGGAGGUGGAUGGGGAACGGGGGAACAUCACCUCCAGGCUCACGAUCCAAAAUGCACGCAGCACGGAUUCCGGCAAUUACACCUGCAAGGCUGCUCACUCGAAAGCCGCCAGCGUGAACGUCUUCGUUUCUCCUGGUCUGUCCCCUCUCUUUCACUCGAACUUCCACAAACUUCCUCUCAAUUUUCACUUCACGAGAAGGGAACCAACCUUUUACAAGACUGAUCUACCUUUUUCGUUGCAUCCAUAUGAUUUCAUGCACUCGUCUUACAUCGUGCGGUUUAGUCGCACGGGUAUCCGCAAUCAGCGGUUGCAAUAAACCGAUACGUAAUUCUUGAAAGGGAUUUGGAACUGGAGCAUGCAGAAGCCACGAGUCUCGGACGGAGGAGCACGAAAGCCGACUCGCUUUUUCUAUUCCUAGAACUCAAGGCAGAAUCUCCGAGGUCUUUCACUUGAAAAAUGAAGGGGAUUCCGCCUUCCGAGGUCUGAGAUUGGUAUGCAAGUCGGACGUUGUUUUUCUAACAGAUUGAGGAGGAAGAUCCGAGUCGCAGUAUGGAGUCUAUAGUGUAUAUUGCACCCUGCACAGAAGAGUGGAAAAUUGUCUUCCCUCUCAUCGUUCUCCCUGCAUGCAACCGAGGACUAUGAUAAUGAUGAUGAUGGAUUCCAUUUCCGCAUCUAAUGAAACGAGGGAUUCAUGCCUCGAGAGAUAGGGCGCCGCUGCCUGACAUUGAAAGCUCAAAUUAUUCAU